GGAUGCCCGUCGCGGAGGGGGGCAGGGCCGAGGGCAUGGCCUUGUAGUUGUAGGACAGGGUCGUGGCGGUGGGGAGGGAGAUGAAGGGGGAGACAGUCAGAGGAACCUGCUGGAGGAGAGGAUGGGAGCGGUUGUUAUACAUGAUGGAUAAGAGGCCUUUGCCUUUGUGGUGGGUAACACGUCAGUGGGGAAGGGAGAGACAGAAAGAGUGAGAGGACGAGUCUAGAUAUGCCGUUUCGAGGGCGAUACAAGCUCGAUCAGUUUAGCAAAAAAGGUUCUACUUGCAGUUGUCUGAGACGGAGACCCGAGAAGGUCCGUGGGCACAGAGCGUGGCAAGUUAUGGCGAAUGCGCCCGGUGAAUGGAUCUCGACGUCCCCCGCGACGCCCAGUGAGUGUUGCGAUACGUAAGAGACCCGGUGGCUAGGUAAGCAA
Messenger RNA from Colletotrichum navitas, 432 nucleotides. RefSeq lists its product as uncharacterized. The coding region runs from base 229 to 408 and encodes 59 amino acids. Lineage: Eukaryota; Fungi; Ascomycota; Sordariomycetes; Glomerellales; Glomerellaceae. The transcript has 2 exons. The record is from RefSeq and is a predicted model, not a curated record.